Penicillium manginii is the source of this 234-nucleotide messenger RNA. RefSeq lists its product as uncharacterized. Lineage: Eukaryota; Fungi; Ascomycota; Eurotiomycetes; Eurotiales; Aspergillaceae. The transcript is spliced from 2 exons. The record is from RefSeq and is a predicted model, not a curated record. Bases 1 to 234 code for a protein of 77 amino acids.
AUGUCCAAAAAGAACACCUUAUGGCUGGACUGUGUCCCACUGACAUCAAUUUUGGUAAAGAGCCAGUGGAAAGAUACGGUCUCCACCCACUUGGCUGAAUAUUAUCGGCAACUAUCACGUGCCAUGAGCGGACGGGGAUGUGUUCCUGUGAGCGGCCCCAAGGCUCGCGAUCUUAUUCAUAUCAUUGAACUGGCUGUGCUCAGCUCACGAGUUGGUAAAAGUGUGGAGUCUUAG